AUGUCUGACAAAUCUAUUGUUGGUAAGACAGUACUCAAGCGACAUGAAGUUGCCAAGCCUAUACAUAUACAAAGGCUGGAAGCCGCCCUAGACAUCAGACCAUUCGUGAAUCAAGUGGAAAGUAUUCUCAACUCUGAUGAUGGGAGUGACAGUGAAGACUCUGAUGCUAAGUCAAUAGAAAAUGAAAUGACGAAAGGUGAUAAGAUGAUGCAUGGGAUUGUUACUUCAAAGCAAGAGCGUCAAAGUGAUCGAUUACGUCUAUACAAUUUAGCCUCUGUAGGAGAGGAGCGUGAAUGGCUCCGUGAUAUUCUGCUAUCCUCCAGUAAUGAGACAAGUAGUGAUGAUGAGACACCAGCUGGCAAAGAGAUAAGAAUAAAAAGACUAUUAAAAGAGAGAUAUUAUCACAAAAAAUAUGCUAAGAGAUAUUAUAAAGAUCCUGGGAAUUCUCGCUAUAUGUACUAUGGCGCUGGUCUUCUAUCUACUAUUGAUAGAUAUCCAGAAAGGCGAAUCAGUCGUCCUUUACCACCACAACCAGUCUCAAGGGGGCGCAGAGGCCGUCCAGGAGAAAGGGGCUCAGUCAGGGGCCUGCAAAAAGCUAGGAGAGGUAGAGUAAGGGAGAAUAGAAGUGGCUUAAAUGAAGGCAGUGAUGUGCCUGAUGGUGUGGACUGGGAGGAACAGCUGCGUAAUUUGAAAGAAGAAAAUGACACAGACGAGUUUACUAUUGUAGAAAAACCAGGAGUAAGGGGUCGAAAAAAAUUAUCAUCUUUGAAGAGUCCAGAAGCGUUGACUGCCCGUCGUCGCCGACAUUGGCAGCUCCUGGUUAAGAAGGAACUUGGCAAAGUGCAACGCGCCCGCAGUGCAGCGCAUCGCGAGAUGGUGCUGCAGAGCAAGCGCUUGGCCACACUCUGCUGCAAGCACUGGCGGCACGUCGCCAUGCAGUCCCAAAAGAACAUGAAAGAAACAGUGUGGCGGUGCAAACGGCUCAGUAGGGAGAUGCAGGCCUACUGGCGCCGGUACGAUCGCGCCGAGAGGGAGACCCGCCGCCGUAUGGAGAGGGAGGCAGAAGAACAGAGAAAGAUGGAUGUGGAACUAAUGGAAGCUAAACGCCAGCGACGCAAACUGAAUUUCCUCAUCACGCAGACCGAAUUGUAUGCGCAUUUUAUGCAAAGGAAAUUGAACGCGGGAGAUGAGGGUGACAGUAGUACGGACCGCAUACUUAGACAACUCGACGAAGAUAGAGAUCCCAGGCUUGCCGCAAUCGAUAAUUAUGAUAGUGAGGCGAUGAAGGCGCGCGCGUCGCGUAAUGCACGCGAGGCGUUCCGUGCGGAACGCGCGCGCACGCGGCAGUUCGGCGUGGGAGCAGAAGCGGAAGCGGGCGCGGAGGCUGGAGCGGAAGCGGGAGCGGGCGGCGGAGACGGCAGCGGCGCGACGGGCGGGCCGGCGGGCGACCACGCGCAGCCCUCCAUUUUCCGCGGCACGCUCAAGGGCUACCAGCUCAAGGGCAUGAACUGGCUCGCCAACCUCUAUGAUCAGGGCAUCAGCGGCAUUCUAGCGGACGAGAUGGGGCUGGGCAAGACCGUGCAGUGCAUCGCGUUCCUGUGCCACGUGGCGGAGCGGCUGGGCGUGUGGGGGCCCUUCCUCGUCGUGUCGCCCGCCUCCACGCUGCACAACUGGCAGCAGGAGAUGCAGCGCUUCGUGCCCGACUUCAAAGUGGUGCCAUACUGGGGAAGUCCUAGCGAACGAAAAAUCUUGCGACAGUUCUGGGAGCGUAAGGACUUGCAUACACGUCAAGCGGCAUUCCACGUUGUAGUAACCUCAUAUCAGAUUGUCGUCUCCGAUCUCAAAUACCUCAAUAGAGUGUCUUGGCAGUAUAUGAUAUUGGAUGAGGCACAAGCGAUAAAGAGCUCAGCUAGUAUGAGGUGGAAGUUAUUGCUGGGGUUCAGUUGCAGAAAUAGACUUUUGUUGUCAGGAACACCUAUACAAAACAGUAUGGCUGAGUUAUGGGCGUUGCUGCAUUUUAUAAUGCCGACGCUGUUUGACUCGCACGACGAGUUCAACGAGUGGUUCUCCAAGGAUAUUGAGAGCCAUGCUGAGAACAAGAGCACUAUCGAUGAGAAGCAUUUAUCGCGCUUACAUAUGAUUUUGAAGCCAUUCAUGCUUCGACGUAUCAAAAAAGAUGUGGAAAAUGAGUUAUCUGAUAAAAUUGAGAUUAUGGUUCACUGCCCUCUUACUAUACGACAGAGACUUUUGUAUAUAGCUUUAAAAAAGAAGAUAAAAAUCGAGGAAUUACUCCAUUAUUCAGUUGGAGCUGAGUCUGGUCACAGUGUAGAUAAGAAUUUUACUUCAAACCUUAUGAAUUUAGUAAUGCAAUUUAGAAAGGUAUGUAACCACCCAGAACUUUUCGAAAGGCGAGAUGUUAAAUCACCAUUUGCAAUGCAAGUCGAUGACUACCACAUUCCAAAAAUUAUAGCAGAGGAUGGUAUAUUGCUCCACUGUAUACCUUCAAAGCGACAUUUGCUGUACAACAAGCUGUCCAUAAUCUCUCCGGAGUAUGUGCACAGGAGUAUGAGUGUUGAUGAUGGUGUCAACAGGUGUUUCAGUUUCACAAGAUUCAUGGAUUUAUCGCCGAUGGAACUUUAUCGAAUAAUGUUGUGUGGUUGGUUGCGUGCGAUACAACAUUUAGAAUAUAGUCAAGAGAAAUUCGAAAAACUAAGGCAUAGAAGGCAAUGGUGGCGGCAUGACAUAGCGGGUCCUGUCAAACAAGAACAAGAAGAAGAACACACAGACAUACCAUCACAUUAUUAUGAUGCAGUGAACAGCAAAGAUCUAUUACUGAUUUGUCCUGAUGCCGAUAUCUUGAAACAGAGGAAGCAUGAUAGUUUGCUGUGGAGAGACAUUUUAUUCACAGAUCCCCUUUGGGUUGCAGGUGGUCCAUUUUAUACUCACACCGAUCACACAAUACACUACAUGCCCGAAACUGUCGAACAUCGAGCUUUGCGAUCGCGAAACUUGAAAGCAGAAGGACAGACUGAAAUGCUGAGUGAAAUAAAGACAGAAGAAGGCGGUGUGAUAGCUGUGGAGCCACAACCUGUGGAAGCUCCGGAGAUGCCGCAUAUAGAACGGCCACCAGUUACAUAUUUAGACAUGCCUACACCUCUGCCUGCCUUUCUGGUUACAGCUCAGCAAAAGGUGAUGGCGCACACGCGCGCGGCGUUCGCGGCGUCGCGCGCGCACGCGCACGGCGAGGCGCGCCACCGCCGCGGCGCGCGCGCGCUCGCGCACCUGCUGGCCGCCGCGCGCCCGCCCCGAGGCUGGGCCGAGCUGCAGGUGCCCGAUAAAAAUCAACUAGUUAGCGACGCGGGCAAAUUGACUGUCUUGGACUCUUUAUUGAAAAGACUGAAGGAACGGGGUCACAGAGUGUUGAUUUACAGUCAAAUGACGAAAAUGAUUGAUCUAUUGGAGGAAUACAUGUGGCAUCGAAAGCAUAAAUACAUGCGGUUAGACGGAUCCAGCAAGAUAUCUGCUCGACGCGACAUGGUCGCUGAUUUUCAGGCUCGCACUGAUAUCUUUGUUUUUCUGCUUUCCACGCGUGCUGGUGGACUUGGCAUUAACCUCACUGCCGCUGAUACUGUGAUAUUCUACGACUCGGACUGGAACCCGACGGUGGACCAGCAGGCCAUGGACCGCGCGCACCGGCUGGGGCAGACCAAGCAGGUGACGGUGUAUCGCCUCAUCUGCCGGGGCACCAUCGAGGAGCGCAUCGUGCAGCGCGCCAAGGAGAAGAGCGAGAUACAAAGGAUGGUCAUAAGCGGUGGUAACUUUAAACCAGACACGUUGAAACCAAAAGAAGUGGUAUCAUUGCUGCUAGACGACGAAGAAAUUGAGUUGAAGUAUCGACAAAAAUCAGAAGAGAAAAAGCUUAUGGAGGAAAGAGAGCGAAAACGAAAAUUAGGGAUUCUUUCACCACAAGCAGCGCCAGUAGAAGCGAAACGUUCCCGCGAGUCGUCCGAACCGGGUAGUCCACUACAAGUGGACGACGACAACGACACGCUUUCAGUCGAUACGACCCCACUUCCCUCACCUUUGCCGUACACGAACGUGCGGACGGGGUGGAGCGGCACGCGCAGCGCGCGCGGCUCGCGGCGCGGCCGGCCGCGCGGCUCGCGCCACGCGCUCGCGCGCCGCCCGCCCGCCGCCCCCUCGCCCGCCUCCUCGCGCCCCGCCUCGCCCGCCGCGCACCCCGCGCACCCCGCGCCCGCCUCACCCGCCGACACCGUGUCCGCGCUCGCCGCCGGCGCAGCGCUACUGCAGUCGGACGCGCCGCUGGAGGCGCUGGAGAAGCGCAGCGCGGUGGAGGCGCGCGGGCGGCGCGGGCCGGGCCGGCCGCGCCUGCGCGCCGCCGCGCCCCGCGCGCCCUCCCGCCGCCCGCGCCGCCCCCGCGAGCCCCUGCUCGUGCCGCUCGCGCCGCCGCCCUAG
Messenger RNA from Parnassius mnemosyne (clouded apollo), 4476 nucleotides. Lineage: Eukaryota; Metazoa; Arthropoda; Insecta; Lepidoptera; Papilionidae. The record is from the annotation of a GenBank genome assembly.